CAAUACUAGGCGAGAUGGAAAAAAUGUUCAACCCGUUGGAGAUGAAAGUAAAGCGGAAUGAAGGACACGAUAUUUCGUCCGCAUUUUCAGAACAGUUUGUCUCAAUUUUAGAAAAUCUACAAAGUGUCAUGAAGAAACACACAUACCGAAUCAAUAAUCAUCCUAUAAAAGAUGCCAAUGCUAUUCCUGAUGAGAUGAAAACACUGAAUAAUUCUUCUAAUAAUUUCAUUUCUUUGAAUGAUGUCAAAGUUUCAUUGGCUUUUCCAAUCGCUCGUGAAGAAACAUGUGACCCGCUUAGUCACACUCAGGCACAGAUCGUCUAUAAUGUAACGCUGCAGUUGGAGGGAAUAGUUACAAUAAUGAGCAAUUCAAGCAUUGCUGUCGCCCAUAUUUAUUUUUGGGCGAGGAACCGUUGCACGAUUAGUACCUUUAAAAACGACAGUAACGGAGAAUUUCAACUAGACGUCAUCUGUGAAAACAUGGAAGUGAGUAAGAGUGCCUAUGAUACAUAUGAAGUAUUUUAGUAAGGAAUUUUAUCUCUUAAAACAAGAAUUAUCUUACAGCUAAAAACGUUUCUUAGGUUCGAAUCAAACACUCGGCUGAGCACAUGCUCGAAAGUGUAACAAACGAAGAAAAUGACUUGAAAAUUAAGCUCAAACAAAUUUCCACUGUAAUAAUAGAAACAAAAUUGCUUGGAGAUCGAACAUGGUUUGGCAAUGAAGUUCACAAUUUUUGUGAAGCUCCUCAUGUGAUUGCUGCCAAAGAAAGUUAUUCUCGUUUACUCAUCGAUCCACAGCAAUAUUUUUAUCCAGUAAAGGAGCUCCUCCAAGAAACGUCUUUAAUUUAUCACAUCAGGUUAUACGGAUUAUUCAAUUUCAAAUUACUAAAUCUGCAAAAGAGCGAGAAAGAGACGAAAUUUCAAUUCGAGGCGAGGAAUUUAACUGCUCGUAUUGUCUGGAAUUAUGUUUCGGAUAAUGCCCCAUCAAUGAAAUCUGAAACACUGGAUGUGCAAAUCGAAGCAAUUGUAUUGAUAGGAAACUUUACUGAGAAUUCAAACGAACUGCGGUUUUUUGACGAAUGUACACUGCUGCUGUCACCAAAUCAAGGAAACGUUGAAGAGCAAAAGACGUUGACAGAAAAUUUAAAUAAGUUCGUUAUGCCUCACGUUCAAUUUUCACUCAAAUCAAAAUACUGGUACAAUGUCACGAUAAUUCAAUCACAGGACCGGGCAGAUUCUAUACAAAGUGUCAAAGACUUCCAAUGGAUGACCUAUGGUUUUGAUCAAGAGUUACUUGGAGACAAAACUGACCUUGUAAUGAACUCAUUACGCGAGUUAAUCCUAAUUUUCAGACAGGCGUUUGGAAGAAACCUCUAUGAAGAAUUGUUCUCGCAAAAUCAAACAAAGGAAACAUCCUCGAGAAUGACCAACUUGGAAAACUCGCAAAUAUCUUUUAGAAUUUUCCGAACUGGUAACAACAUGUUUUUGUAUACUGAUGAUAUUGAAUGCCAGCCUCGAAAACAUUUACAAGUAAGUAGUUACUUAUUCAUUACUACUACGUAACUACAAUAUAAAACUGCUCGGCAAAACGAGAAAAAAACAACUACAUUUUGUCAGGUCUCUAUAUUUUACAAUACUGACAAUGAGACUCAUAGUACAAAUAUUUGUCCAAUUUGUCCAUAUACCUAACUAAAUCUUAAAUUUUAAAAACUACACAUAUGUUAGGUACAUUUUAUGAGCCUAUGCCUAUACUGGCUAAUUCCAAUUCGUCACACUUCAAACUCCACACAGUUUCUUUUAACUAUACCGCUCUUCUUUAAAGUACCAAAGUACCUACCUAUAUAUGUAUUCCAACAAAAACAAACCAUAGUGCAACUGAUGCAAGCAUCACAUGGUAAUGUAGGUAGGUAUACGGUAUAAUGUACAUGGUAACUUUGUAAACUUGAAUAGCAAACUAAUACUACCUACUUUUUAAAAAUAUUAGGCGUAAGAAUAGUUGCAUAACCCACUUGCCUAAAUACUUGUAUUAUCAGUAAGUUUUCAAAUUAAGUACAUAUUUCGAGUAAUUUUUACAUGGGGUUUUGAGGUUCACAGAAUUUCUUGGAACCUCGAAAAAGAGAGGAUCUUCCUC
Planococcus citri (citrus mealybug) is the source of this 2129-nucleotide messenger RNA. RefSeq lists its product as uncharacterized. NCBI's taxonomy places the organism in Eukaryota, Metazoa, Arthropoda, Insecta, Hemiptera, Pseudococcidae. The transcript has 3 exons. Bases 608 to 1561 code for a protein of 317 amino acids. The record is from RefSeq and is a predicted model, not a curated record.